UCGAACAACGUCUCGGUCCAAACAAGAAAGUGGGCCCAAGGCCGCCGAUAGUUCACCGUUUUCUCACACACAGACAUUGAAGACGAAGGAAAGAAAAUUUCCGUUACGUUUCCGCCACAAGAAAAACUCUCAGAAUCCACGGUUUUCUUCUCUCUUUAUAACCUAGAAAAUUUUCUUCCCCGCUGCGUUAAACAAAAUGACGAAUUGUAUAUGUUAUUGUGGCAAAUCUGUGAUUGUCCCCAAAUCUAUAGACAAAAUGAGCUUUACUGUAUCAACUAAACCGGUGCUAAUCAGGUUGGGGGUUGUACCUUCUAGUACAACCACCGUCAGUACUUCUAGGGUUUCUUUGGUUAGGGCUUCAAUGGUGGAUUCAUACGAGAGUUCCUCUAAUUUUGCUAGGCGCAUGGAACAAGCCUGGUUAAUUUCACAGCAACCAAGACCAGUUGCUUGUGCUUCUUGCCACUCAAAUGGACACGUGGAAUGUAAAUGGUGUGCAGGUACAGGCUUCUUCAUUCUUGGAGAUAACAUGCUUUGCCAGGUUCCUUCCAGGAACACUACUUGUGUUAUUUGUACUGGAAAGGGGUCAAUGUGCUGCCCUGAUUGUAAAGGAACAGGCUUUCGUGCCAAGUGGUUGGAGGAGCCUCCUUCCAAGUAGCAGCAGGCACAAGAGAUAUUGUGAUUUCUUCUACAUGUUCAUUUUGGAAUUAAUGAUGAUCAAUUGAUUAAAGUUAUUAUAGUCUCAUUUACUUGCACAGAUCAUAACAUGUAUUGUUUAAAUGUUUUAUUGAAAAAUCAAUUCAUUGAGCACAAAAGCAGUAGCUAGAAUAUAUUUGGAUCAUGUGUUGCCAAAAUUGUUAACAGGAGAUCUCUGUUCAGCAGACUGGUUAAUUGACAUGUUUUUGGAUUUCUGUUUCA
This is a messenger RNA of Jatropha curcas, 915 nucleotides long. Its product is annotated as DnaJ/Hsp40 cysteine-rich domain superfamily protein. The record is from RefSeq and is a predicted model, not a curated record. Lineage: Eukaryota; Viridiplantae; Streptophyta; Magnoliopsida; Malpighiales; Euphorbiaceae.